Messenger RNA from Cyprinodon tularosa, 1242 nucleotides. RefSeq lists its product as uncharacterized. Gene Ontology annotation, cellular component: ESCRT I complex. The record is from RefSeq and is a predicted model, not a curated record. The transcript is spliced from 6 exons. Gene Ontology annotation, molecular function: ubiquitin binding. Gene Ontology annotation, biological process: endosome to lysosome transport; protein modification process; protein transport. Lineage: Eukaryota; Metazoa; Chordata; Actinopteri; Cyprinodontiformes; Cyprinodontidae. The coding region runs from base 143 to 703 and encodes 186 amino acids.
ACAGGAGUUUGUCCUGAAGAUAAACAGGUUAGAAGCUGAUCACAAAGCAAAGCUCUUCCUUCUACUCUCGGGCUUAAAUUCUGUUUUAAUCUUCUUUUUUGUUUGUUUUCGGGGUUUUUUUUAAGUGAGAUUCAAAUUGACAAUGUCAUUCACAAUGGAUAUUAUAAAGAAAAUGCUUCCAAGGGGAUAUCAGCGAAAAUAUGUGGCCCAUCAAGUUUUUAUUGCCAUAACUUACUUUAAAGACCUUGUGCCUGCAGUUGAGGAGUUCGUUUACAGAGAUGGGUCCAGAAAGAACCUGAUGAACCUUACAGGAAUCAUUCCUGUGGUCUAUAAAGACAAGUCCUAUAACAUCCCCAUAUGUGUUUGGAUUGAGCCAAACUACCCCAAUGUGGCGCCUAUGUGCUUUGUGAAGCCGACACACGAGAUGAUCAUUGUUAAAGGAAAGUACAUUUCCAGCGACGGCAAAGUCAGGAUGCCUUACUUGAAAGACUGGAAGAAGGGUGAAGGGGAUCUAUUUAGCCUACUGCAGGUGAUGGUUGCUGUUUUUGGAGAGUUCCCUCCAUUAGCAAUGCGUCCUUAUCCUGAGCCUGAACAAGCGUCAUGUUGGUUGCAGUUUAACCGACAAGAAGAUGGAAGAUAUUGUGUGUCUUUACCCAGAGGAGAUGGCCAACCUUUCCAACAGGAAAAUGAAACCAGUUGCUAGUUUGUUGUACAUAUUUGAAUAUUUUGUGUAAAUAUGUGAUGUUUUGAUUUAAGUCUGUGAGUAGAAAAUCUAAAAAAGCCCAUACCGUUAACUAACUGGAAGUUGAAACUAAAACGGUGACAUGCAUGAACGUCAAACAAAUGCUUUAGGAUUGUGGAAAUUAGAUUUCUUUUACUAUUUUAGGUUCUUCUAGCUUCCAUUUUCUCACCACCAUGAAAUAUUUUACAACCAGUCCAUAAAAAAAACGUUGUUUGUACUGAUUGUCUACUUUGGUGAUAUGACAUGGACCUUUGAACAGAGAAGUCAGAUAUAACCAAAUACAGCUCAAUAGGACUUUUCAUAGCAUGCAAAUAGUCUUGUUUAAAUAUCAAAAGCUUUAAGAGAAUAGAAAAUAAAACUGCAAACUUUAAGCAGAAACAAAACAUUGAUAUUCCUUAAUAUCUGAGUUACUUUAUUAGACAUUUCUGGAACUUUCCUCCGUAACCACUCAAAGACAUACUUCUUUUAUUUUAUGUAAAUAAAGGCCUUUUAUAAAGAAA